AUGCACUUCAACAAAGCAGAGACGCUGGUUAACUACUCCUUUGGAACAUGUCAACAGAGGAAGCUCUUUCCUCACUUCCACCCCCCAAACUUGUUGGGGAACAAAUUUCUCCCUCUUAGGGGAGCGCCCCACAGAGGGCCUGGAUGUUACAUAGCAGAAGAUAGGUAUGGCUUGGCAUACAACCUCUCUAAGAUCCCGACCAGUAUAAAAGGAUAUGCUUUGGGAGCCAGAACAGCUGUGAGGUUUAAGCCAAUCAGCAAGGAUAUGACACCUUACCCAGGCAUGUACCAAACAGUCGGUCCUCAGGAGCAAACACACAAACAAAAUUUUGCUCCAUUUAAUGCCUUGUUGCCUCGAUUUAGGACAUACUCUAAGGACACUUGUUAUCCUGGCCCUGGCACAUAUAACCCAGAGAUAAAGGCACCCAAAAAAAUCACCUGGCCAAUGAAAUUUGGAUCUCCAGACUGGGCCCAGGUUCCAAGUCUACAGAAAAGGACCCUGAGAGCUGAGCUGCCCACAGACAAAGAAUUUAGAAAGCAUCGGAACCGUGUGGCUUACCUAAGCCUGUAUUACAACUGA
Mesoplodon densirostris (Blainville's beaked whale) is the source of this 579-nucleotide messenger RNA. RefSeq names its product protein pitchfork-like. Lineage: Eukaryota; Metazoa; Chordata; Mammalia; Artiodactyla; Ziphiidae. Bases 1 to 579 code for a protein of 192 amino acids. The transcript has 6 exons. Gene Ontology annotation, molecular function: cytoskeletal protein binding. Gene Ontology annotation, cellular component: ciliary basal body. Gene Ontology annotation, biological process: regulation of cell projection organization. The record is from RefSeq and is a predicted model, not a curated record.